GCAUCAAGUGAAUUUGGAACAUGGCGUCUGUUUAUUUAUCUAGUAAACUAUUUCUUGUUUUUGUUAUAUAUUAUCAAAUUGUAUAUAGUGAAGAUGAUUAUUAUAGUAUACUAGGACUUAGAAGAAACGCUGACAGUGAAGAAAUUAGACGUGCUUAUAGGCAAUUGGCUAAAGAGUGGCAUCCUGACAAAAAUACCAGGUCUGAUGCGCAAGAAACAUUUAUAAAAAUUAACAAAGCAUACGAGACGUUAUCUGACCCAAAGAAAAGAGAAGGUUAUGACAGAUAUGGAGAAGCUGGACCCACCAGCCACCAUGAAGAAGAGUUUGAAUUUUUCCAGGAUGCUGGGUUUAUGUUCUUCAAUGGAAUGCCUUAUCAGAGUCGACAUGAAGAUUUCAUAACAUUCAACUUUUUUGAAAAAACUAUUUUACCAGAGAGUUAUAAGAAGUUGUAUUUACUUCAGAUUGUAUCUAAUUGGUGUGUGAGUUGUGAAGCAGUGGAAGAGAUAUGGGAUUAUACUGCAAGAGAUUUAAAAAAUCAUGGAAUAGGAACUGGCAAUGUAAAUAGAAACAUGGAUCCUCAAUUAGCAAAAUUCCUUGGUGUUAGAAAACUCCCAGAUUUUGUUGCUGUUAUUAGCGGAAAAUUGUACCACUAUACUGGAACUGUUAGUGUUCAAAAUUUAAAGAAUUUUGUUAGUGGGAUAUUCUCAAAACACCAUUACAUACCAGAGGUAACAAAUUCUAAUUGCAAAGAAUUUCUUAGCAACUGGUAUGACAACAAGCCUAGAGCUUUACUGUUUACAACAAAGAAGGAGGCACCACUCUUACUGAAGAUUGUUGCAUUCAAGUAUCAAAAUUAUGUUGGUGUUGGUUACGCUCAAGCAUCUAAAUCAGAGAAUAAUGAAAUGAGGGCAAGAUACCAAGCAUCGAAAUACGAACCUACGUUUAUGAUAUUCAAAGAAAAUAUUUCAAAAUCUCAUGUCUUACUCCAGGCUUCAGAUUUAAAGUAUGGUGUAUUAGAUGUGACCAUUUCUGAUAAUUUAUAUCUUCAAUACCCACGUCUUUCUUCACAAGAAAUGUUUGAGACUCUCUGUCCUGCUGAACGAUCAGUUUUAAGAAGAAGUUUAUGUGUAAUCCUGUUCACAAACUCAGCGCCAAUCAUUCAACACUCAUUACCCAGUAUGUCCAAAGACGUUUUAUGGAAAAAGAAGAGAGUUCGUUUUGUUUACGUCAACCCAGACGUACAACAGGCAUUUGAAAGUGCCAUUAAAAUGAACGAAAAGUCGAGGACUAUUUGUAGAAAUAAACUCAUGUCCAAAAGGGUUGCUAUAUUAUGGCGUAUAAAAGAUAAUGAAGUGAAAUAUACUUGGUUUGAAGACGGAUGGUGUGGGCCAAAAGACGUCGUUCGUCUUACUAACGUUUUAAAUGAUAUAAAAGAGGAGGAUGUUGAAUUAGAGAUGAGCGCUGUAGUGCCUGAGUUCUACAAUGAACAUGCUAAGAAUGUUCAGACACGAGUGUCAGAUUUAUGGUCUGAUCUGGUCUAUUAUACCUUCCAUUACAUUAACUGGUCCGGUCACUUACCAGCGUUAUCGUUGGCUAUUACUUUUGGUUUUGCUUUUCUUAUCAGUUUUGCAUUCCCUUCUAUGACUGAAAAAGACACAACAAAAUCAAAUGAAUCGCGGAACGUAAAAGAACUGUAUGGAUUAGCUCAUUUAAAUUCUGCUACUCAAGAUAAACUUUUGCACAGGUGUCCACAAGGACAGCUGGUUAUCGUUCUUCUAUCAGAUGCCACCUCCGUAUCUGAGGCUGAACUCUCGCCAGUUGUGCAGGCGUUUGCUCAUGCGAGUCGUUCUUAUCAAACAGAGAAAAAUUUAACAUUUGGCUGGUUAUCUAUCCCAGAACACAUUGCGUGGUGUAACGAAGUAAUGAAAGUUCAGACAUUCGGGGAGAUUACGGCUGGUACUGUUCUUGCAUUAAAUGGAGCUAAGAAAUAUCUUUCUAUUUUUAAAAUUAAAAAAGCAAUUGCACAGGACGCAGGGAAUGUGUUUGAUGACUCGGAGGAAGACGAAAGCUCGCCGAUGUGUCACCGAGAUCACAACGACAGUUCAAAGAUGGUGUUCCGAGAGGAUAGGCGAACGCAAAAACAAACUGCUACCGCGCUUGCGCAACAAUUUCCGAGGUGGAUUGAGAAACUAUUAGAAGGAAUGGUGACGCGAGUUAAGAUAGACUGUUGGCCUAGGCUUGAGUGCGAUCAAUAAAUUUAUUUUAUUACUCUGUUUUAUCUACAACAUAUUAUUACAUUUAAACUUUUUAUUCACAGGAUUUCUUUGUUCGUAUCUUUAA
Messenger RNA from Dendronephthya gigantea, 2340 nucleotides. RefSeq names its product dnaJ homolog subfamily C member 16-like. The record is from RefSeq and is a predicted model, not a curated record. Bases 21 to 2255 code for a protein of 744 amino acids. The transcript is spliced from 12 exons. NCBI's taxonomy places the organism in Eukaryota, Metazoa, Cnidaria, Anthozoa, Malacalcyonacea, Nephtheidae.